AGCAGAGGAGAGUAGAGGAGAAGGAGGAGGGAUUUCAUGCAUACAGUAUGUAGCUGAAGGCAAUCAGUACGCAAUCUUCACAUGCAGAUUGGAGCCUUGGGUGCAAUGUACAAGAAAACUAUUUUGAGUCAUGAAGUGGAGUACUAAAAUGGCGACACGCCUGAUUUGUAGAACUUGAGAAGAGAAUUUAAUGAAGCGCAAGAGUAUGUGAAAAUAGUUUUACAGAAGGCAUCAACAUACAGUAAAGGGCUGAUCAGCCUCCCUGGCUCCACUCCACAGUGUCAUUUAAUGUGAGUAAGAUUGGGAACACGGUAUUCAACUAUGAAGAAGGGGUCCAUCAAAUUUUGGGUGGUGGUUGUGGCUGCUUUGAGCUUGAGCUAUAGCACUUUUAUCCUGACCAAGGUGUCCUUUGCAUCACAUAGGAUUAAAAAAAAGAGCAACCCUUUUCUGUGUUUUUCUGAUGUUAAUGGCUCAACAAAAGACACAAGCCUUGCAAACCAUCAAUUACCAUAUGGAAUUCAAAAAUCAGAAUCAGCAUUUGCGACAGUCCUACACAUCUUGAAAGGAUGUGACCUUCCACUUGAAGUAAAGAAAAACAAGUGCAGGAAGUGUGUUGUUGUCGGCAAUGGCGGAGUCCUGAGAAAUAAGAUGUUAGGCAAACGUAUUGACUCUUUUGAAGUUGUAAUAAGGAUAAACAGUGGCCCUGUGCGUGGGUACGAGAGUGAUGUUGGGAAAAGGACCACGUUCAGACUGUGCUAUCCUGAAUCCAUCUUUAAAGAUCCCAGAGAUGCUGAUCCAGACACAACUGUAGUCAUCAUCCCAUUUAAACCACAUGAUUUAAGAUGGGUGACUGAUGUACUACUACACAAACCAGUGAAUGUCACAGGAUUCUGGAAAAAGCCUGCUACAAAACUAAUUUACAAGCCAGAUCAGCUCAGGGUGUUAAGUCCUUUCUACCUGUACAAAGCAGCCCACAACGUUUUUCACUUACCUGAGAAAUUUCUUCUUGAAAAGAUACUCCCAACAUCAGGAAUUAUUGCAAUCACAAUGGCUCUGGAUGUGUGCGAAAAAGUAUAUAUAGCAGGGUUCAAGUACGACUUAUCUUCAGACAAUUACCUGCACUAUUAUGGAAACGAGACAAUGUUUGAGAUGACAAAGAAUGACAUUCACGACAUCACUGCUGAGCAGAUUUUUCUCCACCAGCUUAAAUAUAGACAAGUAAUCACUGACCUGAUAGAAGAGUGAGCACCAACUGAUCCAAGGCGACUUACAGAGAGUAGGGUGUCUGAACUAUGCAUCAGCUGCAGAGUCACUUACAACAACGUCUCACUGAAAGACGGAGCACAAGGAGGUUAAGUGACUUGCUCAGGCACCAAGUUGUUUACAGGAGUUGUUGACACCUUACAAUCCAAGUCGUACUCUAAGAUCGCAGGAUGUGGGGCUGUUGGUUGUUCCGAGAGUGAAUAAAGAUGGUGCGGGAGGGACGGCUUUCUCUUAUAAAGCCCCAAUGUUGUGAAAUGCUCUACCAUCUUCAGUCAAAAAAGCAGGGAAUCUUUCUAUUUUUAAAACAGCAUUGAAAACCUAUUUUUAUAUAAUGGCUUUUUUUUACCAUAAUUUUAUCACUGACUAUAUAUCGUCUUUUUAACUGUUUUAGGAAUUAUCUUUGCUUUUUAAAUGUUGUAUUACAUUGUAAAAUGUUGUAAAGUGCCUUGAGGUUCCCGUGAUGAAAGACACCAUAUAAAUGUAAAUAAAUAAAAUAAGCAAACAUUUAUUUUCACUUCAAAAACACAAAAUUACAAACUCUGGUACUGCAGUACACUAGGUUAAAGAAAUGCUUUUAGACUUUCUUGCACUUCCUGGGUUGUCCUGGAGAGUGAAGCUGACCCCACCUAUUCAUUGGAUUCUUUCUAGCUGCUUCCCCUAUUGACUGACAUGAAAGUUUGCUAUGUUUAAACCGGACAUGUUCCUAGUAAAAUUGCCCAUACUUGCCUUGAAAUCUGCCUCACCUUUGUUUGGGUACAUUUGUUGGUACAGUUGUUUUGCCUUCUCCAGGACCAGCACUCAGCUUAUGGAGUGCUUUAUCAAAAUCUCAUCAUCAUCUUUGUGUACAAGUCAUCUAUUUUCUUUGCUCUGCUGUCUUUCCUGUGCCUUGCAAAUUGUUGGAUUUUUUUUUUCUUGGCUUUUUUUUAAUAUAGCUGACAAUUUCCCGAUACUGUAUUGAUACCACUGUCAAGUUUAAAACAUGUAUUUUCAAUGUUUUCUUUGAAUUGAAAGCGUAACACAUUUGGCAGUCUAUAUACACGGGUUCACAUAACCUUAAUUCUGUAUAACAUGUGUUUGAUGAAAUGUGUUUAAUAACAAUUUGAAUAUACUUGAAUGCCGGUUCUGAUCAAAUAUAUUAUUACUCCAUGCCUGAAUAUACUUUUAAAACCAGUUCUGAUCAAAUAUAUUUUUAAUCCAUGUCUGAAUGUAUUUUCUGGGGAUUUAAUACUAUGCACUUUUUUUAUAUUUUAAUUGAAUUGUGUUGCAUUUAAAAACAACAGUAUUUUUUUCUUUAAA
Acipenser ruthenus (sterlet) is the source of this 2559-nucleotide messenger RNA. RefSeq names its product type 2 lactosamine alpha-2,3-sialyltransferase-like. The transcript has 10 exons. Lineage: Eukaryota; Metazoa; Chordata; Actinopteri; Acipenseriformes; Acipenseridae. The coding region runs from base 322 to 1245 and encodes 307 amino acids. Gene Ontology annotation, biological process: glycolipid biosynthetic process. The record is from RefSeq and is a predicted model, not a curated record. Gene Ontology annotation, molecular function: beta-galactoside alpha-2,3-sialyltransferase activity.